GGCACCAGUCUCGAUCCAACAGCACGCCGCGCCGCUCGCCCUCACCCCGGCAGGGAAAGCAUGAUACUACUUUACAACUGAAACACGUCGUAUAAACUUUACACUUGUCACAUGAAAGUUGAAGGGAAGAAAUUAGUGAGCAAGAUGCCGGAAGGAAUAGAGCCCGUGUCCAGAGUCAUCUACCGCGAAGUCACGCCGGAGCUGUCCCAGCAUAUGUUGUCGGAUGUGGACAAGCUACCGGCGGUGCAGCUCGGUGACUUCCUGCUGCAGAUAGAGCUGGACGAACCGAGCGACACCUUCCGGGAGAUCGCGCGCAAGGAGCUGCGGGAGACGCCAGAAAUCACCGGGCCCGCCAUUGCCGAGCUCAGGAGACUGCUAGAAGCGGACAAAGAGUUACACGUUCCAUUGGAAAGUGAUGCCUGGCUGGUCAGAUUCUUGCGACCCUGCAAGUUCUACCCUCAAAGCGCAUAUGAGCUGAUCAGACGUUACUACGAUUUCAAGGUAAAGCAUGCGAAGCACUACGAUGGUCUGAUGCCCAGCAAAGAGCAGAACAUCUUUUACCAGGACAUCCUGUCGGUGCUGCCCACGCGCGACCAGCUGGGCCGCCGUAUUCUUGUCGUCGAGUUGGGCAAACGCUGGAAGCCAAGUAAAUGCACGCUGGACGAGGCUUUCAAAGGCUGUGUACUGUUCCUCGAAGCGGCAAUGAUGGAGCCAGUGUCACAAAUCUGCGGCGCGCAGGUCAUCUUGGAUAUGGAGGGUCUGUCCAUGACGCAGGUCUGGCAGUUCACACCGCAGUUUGCUAAGCGGCUACUAGACUGGCUUCAGGAAAGUGUACCAGUGCGAAUCAAAGGCUUGUUCAUAGUGAACCAGCCGUACAUCUUCAACAUGGUGUUCCAACUAUUCAAGCCGUUCCUCAGGGAGAAGUUGCGGUCGCGGCUAUUAUUCAUAGGCAAGGACUGGGAGCUGCUACACAAACACGUGAGCCCCAAGUGCCUGCCGGAGGCGUACGGCGGCACGCUCAGCACCCCCAAGGUCACCGGCCCGCAGUGGCUGGAGCUGCUCAUGAUGUGUGAUAAGGAAUUUAGUGCCAUUGCGUCGUACGGGUAUGUGAACAAGUAAUUGGUGUAUGCCUGGCAGCGCGCACACGUGUAGUGAUUAUUGGUGCAAACUAUAAAACCAA
Messenger RNA from Cydia splendana, 1180 nucleotides. RefSeq names its product alpha-tocopherol transfer protein. Gene Ontology annotation, cellular component: membrane. Gene Ontology annotation, molecular function: phosphatidylinositol bisphosphate binding. Lineage: Eukaryota; Metazoa; Arthropoda; Insecta; Lepidoptera; Tortricidae. The record is from RefSeq and is a predicted model, not a curated record. The coding region runs from base 112 to 1119 and encodes 335 amino acids. The transcript is spliced from 7 exons.